AUGCAGGUCAACGGGGGGUCCGACUGUUCCCGGGCCGUGGUGCCCGCCCGCACCAACCCCACAGAUUUGAGCGGUGGUGUAUGCAGCUACACGUGGACGCAGGGGACACACCAGCAGACCUUCAGCUCAGUCUCCACCCAACAAGAACCACUUGGGCACUCAGGAGAAGAAAGCAACCUUUCCUUGAGAAUGGCUACUACAACCACCGGUGGAACCAGGGACUCCAACUUGCCUCCGGCUAGCUUGCCUCGGGACCAGCAGCGUCAACUGGACCAACAUGGCGGGGCGAUCAGUGGUUCCCAAUCCACCGACAUUGGCUAUCUCAAGAAACUCGUCUCGGAGUUGUCGUUGAAGAUUGAAAACUUGGAAAAGCAAGCUAGUUCGGCUAUCUCGGAAACCAUCAAGCCAUCACCAGCCGAUCAGCUUCGACUUGUUUUAAUGGGACCACCUGGCUCUGGUAAAGGGACCCAAGCCCCUAGGAUCAAGGACAAGUACUGCGUAUGUCAUUUGGCCACUGGCGAUAUGCUACGUGAUCAGGUAUCCAAGGGAACUGCCCUCGGCAAAGAGGCCAAGAAAAUCAUGGAUGGUGGGGGCUUGGUCAGCGAUGAAAUCAUGGUCAACAUGAUCAAAGACCAACUCGAGAGCAACAAAGAUUGUGCCAAAGGCUUCAUCUUGGACGGCUUCCCUCGAACGAUUGCGCAAGCCGAAAAGUUGGACGAGAUGUUGGCGAACAAGAAGCAAAACCUCGACCUGGCAGCCGAGCUAGUGAUCGAUGAUAACCUCCUAGUUAGCCGAAUCACUGGCCGUCUUAUCCAUCCAGCCAGUGGUCGGUCUUACCACCGAGAGUUUGCUCCGCCAAAAUCUCCCAUGAAGGAUGACAUCACUGGGGAACCCUUGAUCGCCCGAUCGGAUGACAACGCAGACACCUUGCGAAAACGUCUUCUGGGAUACCACAAGCAGACCGAUCUCGUCGCCCAAUACUACAAGAAGCGCGGGAUCUGGGUCGGCGUAGAUGCUGCCCAGAGCCAAACUACCGUUUGGAAUAGUCUCUUGGCCGCCUUCAAGAAAUGCCACGAGCAACAAAAACAAGAAGCCCGAAAAUAA
Puccinia triticina is the source of this 1104-nucleotide messenger RNA. RefSeq lists its product as uncharacterized. The record is from RefSeq and is a predicted model, not a curated record. The transcript has 7 exons. The coding region runs from base 1 to 1104 and encodes 367 amino acids. Gene Ontology annotation, biological process: ADP biosynthetic process. NCBI's taxonomy places the organism in Eukaryota, Fungi, Basidiomycota, Pucciniomycetes, Pucciniales, Pucciniaceae. Gene Ontology annotation, cellular component: mitochondrion; cytoplasm. Gene Ontology annotation, molecular function: AMP kinase activity; ATP binding.